This is a messenger RNA of Moneuplotes crassus, 1090 nucleotides long. The record is from the annotation of a GenBank genome assembly. NCBI's taxonomy places the organism in Eukaryota, Ciliophora, Spirotrichea, Euplotida, Euplotidae.
AUGGAAGAAUACGAACAAUAUUGUGACGAAGAAUGUAAGAAAAGAGCAAAAUACUAUGAUGAAAUUGAGGAAAUUUACUACUGAGAGCUUCAUUUCAUGAAAAAUGAACAGCCAGAGAGUGCAAUUAGACUCAUAACACCAAGUGAAGUUGAAGAUGAUGUUAAUCUCCUAGAAAAAGGGCUUAAGACCUUUUUAAUUUUUGUUAAAGAGAAUUAUAAGACAAAAUCUCAACCAAGAAUGAAGAAAAUCUAUAAAAAGUUGUCCAAAGACCUCGAUAAACUCAGCAAACAAAUAAGUAAGGCUGAAGAUAAACAUCAAAAUUACUUGUUCACUAAGUAUAAAUAAACAGGCAAAACUUAUAAAGGAAGCCAUUGAAGAUGAAAUUGACUUUAAUGAGUUCACAAAUAACUUUUUCUGGAGUCUUCUGAAGGAAGAAGCUAGGACUCCAACUUCCUCAGAAUUUAUAUACGACGUUUACACAAAAUUAGAUGAAGUUGAUCUUCAUCAAGAAGAGUUUAUCAGGAAAAAUGCUCUGAUCAAGAAAUUAAAGAAGAAAAUAAAAGAACUGAAAGAAGAAAUUUGAAGACUCCACUCAUCCGCCACUGAAACCGACUCAGAAACCGAUUCCUCAGCAUCUUCUGAACCCUCUGAGCCUACUCUCCAAGAAGAGAUGUCCAUAGAUCAAGAGUGCCGUAAAUUUGUGGUGAAGAUGAAGAAAAAGGAAAGAGCCACAUUUAGAUUAAAUGAAGAAAUGCAUAAGAAAGUGUUCGGCCUGGUUGACCAGGAAUUUUUAGAAAAUUUUGAGAAGAUAAGUGUGUGCCGUUGUAAAGAGAUUAGUCCAGACGAAUUCUUUACCUUCGCUUCCAAAAUAUCUCACGGACUCAAAGACUUCAACUUCAGCUUAGGAGACCACACCUCCUCAGUCAAGAUAACUGCUUAUCUUCCUUCCAUCUUGCUGCUCAAGUCCAAAAUUAAAGAGAAAAUAAGCUUCUACGACUGCAUAAUGACUUUUAAGGAGAAAGCCCAGAUAGAAAAGACCUUCGCAGGCAUCGAAGUUGAAUAUAACUAUGUUCAAGUCGUUGAGGAUUAG